UCUGCAGCUGCAGCAAAGGAGAAGCAGGAAAGAUGGCGAUCAUCCAUUAGACCGACCGGGCACCACACGCAUGAAAUACGAGGACAACUUUUUGGAAGAUCGCUCGAGGAGGAGAAGAUUGUACCUGGUUCCCUGAUUUUCCAGGGAGUGCCCCCUCCCCGUAACCAUGGAGGUCCUGCAGUGUGAUGGCUGCGACUUCCAUGCAGAAUCGUACGAUGACCUGAAGAUCCAUAUCCAGGAGGUACACACAGCCUUCCUUCAGCCCGCCGACGCUGACGAGUCUGAGUCUCCGAAAGACGACGACGAGGAAGAGGUUCCCGACGAGGAGGAGGAGGACGACCAAGAAUCUUACGACAAGCAUUCCUCGUCUUCUCUACCUGGAAUGAGUCCAAAUUCGGAGACCCCCAAACAAAAAGACCCAUCUGAAUCCACCCUGUCGUUUUACCAGUGCAAGUUCUGCGUGCGGUACUUCAGGUCGAAAUCCUUUUUAAAGAACCAUACCAAAAAGGUCCACAACAUCAGGGACGACCAGUCGGAAGUCCACAAUUCCCGCGAGACGUCGAAAGAUCCCAGCUACACCGUCGUAACGCACAGUGACCAUUCAAAGGUGUACUCCUGCCAAUAUUGCACGUACAAAUCCCCACGCAAAGCAAGGAUCAUCAAACACCAAAUAACGUACCACCAGGUUCCUUCUGAAGGAGCCGAAGAUCAUUCAAACGAUGCGGCGGCUGGGGACGACUGCCUCUCGGCUGGUGCAUACCUCGGUGGUACUUUCGCUUGCGAGUGGUGUGACUUUCAGACCGACGAGAAGGACAGCUGGACGGAUCACGUGGCGAAGGAACACAGCGACAAGGUCAAGAUCAUUUCUUCCGUUGAGGAACUCGAAGGAGAGGCAAGCUCAUCCAAGCCGGAUUCCCCUUCCUCCCCAAGAAGUCCUGCUUCCGAGGGAGGAAUAGAUGGUUUUACGGGUAGAGUAACGCCAGUAAACACCAUAGGAAUGCCAGAUAACAACGCAUCAGUGUUUCAUUACGUAAUGCCCAAUAGCACGGGGUCGUCCAUUUUGUCAAAAAGGUUUCCCAUGGCCGAUUCAAAUUGUAGUCCCGUCCUCGAGACGGACGCCACUUUGCGGAAUGAAGAAGACUCUAGGAGCAGCAUGGAAGAAGACGAAGAGGAGUUGGUUGACAUUGACGAUCCAAGUUACACCGGGACCUUGUCGGCUGACGUGAAGCAACUGUUGACUGACGAGGACAACAAGGUACUGGAGACAAAAGGGGUACAGAUCCGAAAGCAGAUAAACCGCUUCCAAUGUCCCUUCUGUUCUUUCCUCACCAUGCAUCGGCGGAGCAUUUCUCGCCACAUUGAAAACAUCCACUUUUCUGGUAAAACCACUGUUUAUAAAUGUGACGAAUGCCCCUUUAUUUGUACAAGCUCUCUGAAGUUAGGCACUCACAAGCAGAGCCACAGUGUUUCAGACGUGGAUACCAUGGACAUAACCAACAGCAUGGACACACAAAAUGAACCGGCUGCAGAGUCCCUUAAUGGGGGGAACGUUAUUGCUAAAGUCAACGGGAAAAGGUCAAGUCCAGCGAAUGACCAUCCGAAUCCCCACCAGUGUUCCCUCUGCAGUUUCUCCACCACCACACUGAAAGGCCUCAGGGUCCAUCAGCAGCAUAAGCACUCCUACUGUGAUGAUGUCGAGACCGAAGCCUUUGAAGAGGCAUCGGCUGACCAGCCGGAUACUGAAGUUGAGAACUCGCCCACCUUUUUACAAAAAACCCAGACUUCCAUUCUAAGGCCUUCCACCAAAAAGAACCCUGCUACAGGAAAAAGGGCAAGAAAGUCCAUCAACGAUUUGCCUUUAGAUUUGUCCUCGGUGAAGAAACGAACAAGAAUUGACGAAAUUGCCAGCAAUCUUCAGAGUAAGAUCAGCCAAAGCCAACAGGAUAUGAUUAUAAAUCUCGACGAACUCGACGAUGAGGAAGGGGGUGGAAGCCACAGAGUGGAAGAUCACGACGAUAGUAACCUCACUGGUAUAAAUCCAGUCUUCACAUAUAACAUCCAGCAAAUUCACGUAAGCGAACCCACCAUUCAGGGUGGCAGAAUAGGUAAAAGGAAAAGCAACCCCAAGUCCAAAGCACGCAACAUCCCCAUUUCGUUAACCCUCUCUGACGAUAGCGAAAAUGUAUCCGGGGAUCAACCUGAGCUCCAGGACAACGGUAACCAGGAUAGUAGAGAGACCUUCCAAGAAAAUGCGGAAUAUUCCGAGGAUCCCGGAGCGGUCCGUUUUUACUGUAAACACUGUGAUUACCAUAACAAGUCUGCCCGCAGUGUGAGCACCCACUACCAGAGAAUGCACCCUUACAUCAAGUUCAGCUUUAAGUACAUCCUGGAUCCAGAGGACCAUAGUGCUGUCUUCCGCUGCCUAGAGUGCUACAUUGAAUACCCCAAUUACAACGAUCUACACCAACACUACAUGGAUCACCAUCCAGAAGCUAGCAAUGUGCUCAACUUUAACCAGCCAGACCUUGUUUACAUGUGCCGCUUCUGUGCAUAUACUAGCCCUAAUGUUAGGAGCCUCAUGCCCCAUUACCAAAGAAUGCAUCCCACAGUGAAAAUAAACAAUGCCAUGAUCUUCUCCAGCUAUGUAGUGGAGCAAUCUCAGAAAACGGGUGAAUCUCAAACCCUGCGGGAAAUAUUAAACUCUGGCCCCAAGAACUUCACCUCUGCCACCUCUACCCCUAGAUCUUCCUCAAGCCCAGCCCUGAAAUCGCCCUCCAAGACUCCCGAAGCUAGUGUUGACUCGGAGGCUCUGAAAGAAGCGAUGGGUGGUAAUGUGGUGGUCUAUGAAUGUGAUGUCUGUUCCUUCGCUAGCCCCAACAUGCACUCUGUUUUGGUCCACUACCAGAAGAAACACCCUGAGCAAAAGGCCUCUUAUUUCCGUAUACAAAAAACCAUGAAGAUUAUCACAACGGAUAAAGCCCAGUCACCAGCCGCCAACUCCUCGUUUAAUGUUAGUUCAACUUCCCCGCCUUCGAAGUCUUCAGGUGCCACGACAUAUGGCACUGAGGAAGAUAUCUACUAUUGUAAACACUGUGUCUACAGCAACAGAUCUGUUGUGGGCGUCCUUGUCCACUAUCAGAAGAGGCAUCCAGAAGUAAAAGUGACCGCAAAAUAUAUCAAACACGGGGCUCCCACUCCUGUUCUGAUGAAAUUAAUUGAUGAUUUGCAAAUUGCAACUCCAAAGCAGUUCUCAAAGCCGUUUCAAAGCAACGGCUACGACGGAUCGUUUAACUCAAGUCCUAAAAUUGGUAACGGCGAAAAGGGUGAAGCAGAGAUGCUCUUCUUUUGCCAGCACUGUGACUACGGCAACCGCACGGUUAAAGGAGUGCUAAUUCACUACCAGAAGAAGCAUCGCGACGCCAAGGCCAACGCGGACCUCGUACGCCGUCACACCGCCGUGGUCCGGAGUCAGCGCGAGCGCGCUCAGAUGGUCCAGUCGGGCACAGUAGCAACCACCAUCACCCAAGCCCCGGUGGAUCCGGAGAGCUCCGGAGAGCUCCGGUCUCUCCAGUGCAGACACUGUCCCUACACGUCCCCCUAUGUGUACGCCUUAAAGAAGCAUCUCAAGAAAGAGCACCCUACUGUGAAGGCCACCGCGAUGACCAUACUGCAUUGGGCCUACCAAGACGGUAUCCUUGAGGCGGGGUAUCACUGCGAGUGGUGCAUCUACUCCCACGCCGAGCCCCAGGGCCUACUGCUGCACUACCAAAGACGCCACCCGGAGCACAACGUGGACUAUACGUACAUGGCUAGCAAGCUUUGGGCCGGACCAGAGACCACGCAGCAAGGACCGAACAACCUGGAAAACAAGCACUUCCGAUGCCAAGAGUGCGCCUUUGAGGCCUGUACCAUUUGGGACAUUACCAGUCACUACCAAGCGGUUCACCCGUGGGCCAUGAAAGCAGAGGAAUCUGUGAUUUUUGAUAUGAUCAAAGGUAAUAUAACGACGGAUAAAAUCCUCCAGCAAUUGGUCAAUGACCAUGCACCUUCCAGCGGGCAGUCUGAAGACGAUGGAGCCCUGAUCAUCGCUUCACCACUCCCAGAAACCAUCUCUCAUCCUACAAACCCACGCCUCUGCAUUUCAAACAAUCCCUAUCAGUGUACUGUAUGUCUCUCCGAAUAUAACAGCUUACACGGCCUCCUCACCCACUAUGGGAAGAAACACCCAGGCAUGAAGGUCAAGGCUGCAGAUUUUGCUCAGGAGGCAGACAUCAACCCGAGUUCGGUGUAUAAGUGUCGUCACUGUCCGUACGUCAACUCUCGAAUUCACGGUGUCCUGACUCACUAUCAGAAACGCCAUCCGUUGGUGAAGGUAACUGCGGAAGACUUUGCUGACGACAUAGAGCACAUCGCCGAUCUGAACGAGGGUGAGGACAAGUGCAAGACCCAGAGGCAAGGCUAUGGAGCAUACAGAUGCAAAAUAUGCACCUACACACACGGGACUUUGGAGAAACUAAAGAUCCACUAUGAGAAGUAUCACAAUCAACCAGCCGCCGAAAUGUUCCCCCAUACUUUCACAUCAUUCUCUCCCAGCAAAGAAAGCGAACCAGUAGCAGAAUGCAGCGUAAGCAACGUAUCCGCAGUGACGGACAUGCUGGAGGUCAAAGAAUAUGAACUCCCUAAGUCCGAAAAACACGCCAUCUUUAAGUGUCAGCUGUGCAAAUACUUCUGCUCCACCCGGAAAGGCAUUGCCCGCCACUACCGAAUCAAACACAACAACGUCCGGGCACAGCCAGAGGGCAAAAACAACGUAUUCAAAUGUGCGCUGUGUUCGUACACCAACCCUAUACGCAAGGGCCUCGCGGCCCAUUACCAGAAGCGCCACGACAUCGAUGCCUAUUACACUCACUGCCUGGCAGCUUCCAAGACGCUCAGCGACAAGCCCGUCAAGGUGAUGGCGCCGGAGAAGGAGACAACGGAGAUGUCGGAGGACCUGCGGUUGGCGGUGGAGACCCGGAAGUGUUCCCUCUGCAGCUUCCAGGCGUUCAGCAGGAAGAGCAUCGUCUCGCACUACAUCAAGCGCCACCCGGGUGUCUUCCCCAAGAAGCAGCACUCCAGCAAGCUCGGCCGCUACUUCACCCUGAUCUACGCCAAAGAGCCGGAGAACCCCCCGGAGACGGCGGCGUUGGAGGAGGAGGAGGAGGAGGAGGUCAAGGAAGAGUUUGAGGUCCAGUCUAUGUCCAAUCAUCAGGCGGACGAGGAAUGGCCGCCCUUCAAGUGUCUCAAAUGCGGCCAGUUGUCCUUUGACACCAUCGAGCUACUUUCUAUGCAUUACAACGACGACCACGGAAGUGACCUGAAGAGGGACUUCCAGUCAAAUGCCGGAGAAGACGGGUCAGAGUUGCAUCAGUGCUCUCACUGUGAGCUGAAGUUUCUGGAGCUGCCUGUCUUGGCGAAGCACAUCGUUGACCACAAUGACGACUUCCAGAAGAAGGCCUUAAAGCAGGAACGAAGGAGACUUCUCAGCAAACAGAAAGCCUUGGAACUGGCCGAAGGGAAAUCUGAGAAGCAGGAGAGCCCUGUUAACAAAGCGCCCAUAGGCUUUAGGUGUAACUUCUGUGUGGAGGUGCACCCAACCCUGCGAGCCAUCUGCAACCACCUGAGGAAGCACGUCCAGUAUGGGGAGGUGAAACAAGGACAUGUGAAGAUGGAGACCAGCGAGGAGCCCCUGACACCACAGCCCCCCCCAGAGAGCCUCCCCAACGGCCAACCAGAGGAGGAGUCGGAGCAAGGUGCUGGAGGUGUUUGCCUGGACGACGGCGAUGCUGUCGACGACGACCCUUCCCCUACUGCCCAAGACCUCCUGCACAGCACCACCCUCGACCCCACCCCGGACCCUGCCGCGACCGCCGGACCACCUGUCGCACUGCUGACACCAGAGGACGACCGGGACGACCAGCUCUCCGCGGUCGCCGUCGCCAUGGCGAUGACACCGACGACAACGACGGUUCCGUCGGCGGCCGUCGGGGGCGGAGUCGGGGGACUGGCCGGGGCGCUGGUGGCGGCGGCGCGGGCGAUCGUGGCGGGCGGGGGUCAGCCGAAGCAGCAGCGUCUGGCGGCGGCCGGGGGGUACCCGUGCGGACAGUGCGACCGCGUCUUCAUGUCCAUGCAGGGGCUGCGGUCGCACGAGCGCAGCCACUCGGCCAUGGCGCUGUUCAGCCGGGAGGACAAGUACAGCUGCCAGUACUGCCAGUUCGUCUCGCCGUUCAGACACAAUCUGGACAGACACGUGCAGUCUCACCACGGACACCACAAGCCCUUUAAGUGCAAGUUCUGCCCCUUUAAAUCCUCCUACCUGAGCCGCCUGAAGAGCCACCUCCACAAAGCACAUGCUGGCGAACACAGCAGUGCCUACCAGUGCUUGUCGUGCCCCUUCUCCUCCACGACCAUCAGCCUGCUGAAGGAGCACUCCCUCAGGGACCAUGGCGAGGAGCUCACGCUCAGCAAGCUGCGGGCCGCCACCCAGGCCGCCCUGCGGACCCCCAAGCUGGCCGGCGACGACGCCGAGCUCCCCGGGGCCCUGGCCCCCGAAGACCCGUUGUACCUGGAGCCGGCUGACGUGCGCCAGCAGCUGACUCACUACCAGAUGGCCUCCCAGCAGUCGUCAGCGCCGGCGCACGGGGGCUCGCCCACGGCGUCCGACAGUCGGCCCGACGCCGUCCUCACCUGUGAGUUCUGUGAGUUCAGCUCGGGAUACAUGCAGAGCCUCCGCCGCCACUACCGCGACCGCCACGGAGGCAAGAAGCUCUUCAAGUGCAAAGACUGCGCUUUCUUCACCUGCUACAAGAACACCUUCACCAUUCACGUGGAGGCGGGCCACGCGCCCAGUGCUCCCGACGAGCCCGCCAGGGACCUGCGCUGCCCACUCUGCCUCUACCACACCAAACACAAGAGCAACAUGAUCGACCACGUCGUCCUGCACAGAGAGGAGCGCACAGUGCCCCUGGAGGUGAGCCGCUCCAAGCUGUCCCGCCACCUGCAGGGCCUGGUGUUCCGCUGCCAGCAGUGCACCUUCACCUGCUCCAGCAACAAGGCCCUGCAGCAGCACCUGCUGAAGCACACCCAGCUCCGGCCCUACCACUGCCAGCUCUGCUACUACGACAGCGGGCGGCGCGACCAGCUGGAGGAGCACCUACGGCUGGAGCACAAGGUGGUCCGGAACUUUGAGCUGAUGGGCCGCGUGAACCUGGACCAGCUGGAGAUGAUGAAGGACUUCAGUAGCAGCGCCGAGGAGGAGGGGGAGACACAGGAGCAGCAGCAGCAGGAGGAUCAGGACGAGGGGGAGGAGGGGAUGAUGGCCGUCGACAUGGUGACGGACGGACGGGUGUCUUUCGAGGAGCAGGGAGAAGGUGAAGAAGGAGAAGACAUGGAGGCGGCAGAGAGUGCCGAGGCAGAACAGCGAGAAGCGAACGAUGGAGUGAUGGCAGAACACGAGGAAGAGGGGGAGAGAGAGGAAGGGGAGGUGGCAGUCAUGGAGGUGCCGGAGAAGCCUGUCGCUCAAGAAGACAUUGCGUCUCCGGGCAGCUGCUGCAGCAGCAGCAGUGGUCUGACCGGCCUGGAGAAGCGCCUGCCCUGUGAGUUCUGCGGUCGCUGCUUCACCAACAGCACAGAGUGGGAACGACAUGUGCUCCGGCAUGGCAUGUCGUUAAACCCAAUGGACACAGACCCCAGCGCCGCUCCGGACGUCCUGGAGGCCCCGGCCCCUCCUCCCGCGGAGACCUCCCUCCCGACGGACCCCGGAUUAGAUCUGUCUGGUCACCGGAAGGAGGAGCAGGGGGAGAGGAAGAGGAAGGAGGAGGAGGAGGAGGAGGAGGAGGACAACGGGCCCUCUGCUGACUCCUUGCAGACCACUCCAGACCAGUACAUGGAAAACAAAGAAUCGCUCUAAACCAAAAAAAAGAAAACGAUAAACUGUUUGGUGCAAAAAAAAAAAGAGUUGGGGGCCUCAUUAGAAAUUAGAAGAAGAAAAAAAAAGUAUGGGUUACAAUAAGGGGCUGAGUUUGGUGGUGAAGAUUAUAGUGGAAGUAUCAGUUAAAUAAAGAAGAAAGGGAAAUGUGAAACGGAAAAUAACGUAUUUUUUUUCUUUGAGCGUUCAUGUUUUUUUUAAAUGUUACGUUUUAGAGCUACUAGGUCAUGCCACAUUCGACUUGUUCUUCAUAAAUGGCUGAACCCCUACUGUGUGGUCCCCUAGGACAGAUCUAUAUAUUAAUAUAUUGGUAACCAAUAGUGAACAGAUCUCUAGACGUGCUUGUCGAAAUAUUCAAUCGAAAGAUUCCACCUAGAUUCAUCUACUAUGGUAAUUGUUGAGAUUGUCGUCCAAAACUGAACUAAAUUGAGGCAUUUAUUGUUUAAGCACCUUUGAAAAACCCUACAAUCCCAAACCUCUACCUGAAAGAAAAUGGUAAGGUGUAAAAGCAUUUAACUCCUUUUGUCCCCAGUAGAGCUACCUUUCUUAUUUAAUAAUUGAAGUUCAGAGUUUUACCUCUUAGCCUUGUUUUAUCUAUGUAUACGUAUUCCUUGCGGAAUAGUUGCACCUUAAAUCUUCAAUAGUUUUUUUUUUAAUUUCUAGAGAUAACUGCAAUUGUCCCUGAUCCCCUUGUUCCUUGAAGAUUAUAGCAAAUUGCUAUAUUUAUAGAUUCCCUUAUAUUAUACUACGUAUACGAAUUCUUCCCCAACAUUUCCACUCCUCAACUAUGUGUAUGUGUCCAUUAAUUUUGCUGAUGAUGAAAUAGAUUUGACCUUUUCAACUUUUGGUUUUAAUCUGUCUGCUUCAGACAAUUUGCACAUUGUACUGCUGUACAAGUACGAUAUAAGAAUAUGUGAAGCAGACUUUGAAACAAAGAACCAAGUGUCAGGCGUAAGGUCCUUUUCAUCAUCAUUUGAGAUUUAUGACAGAAUUCGUUUCCACGUUUGUUUGUGAUGAGUGUGAAGUUUGGACUUUAAUGUGAACAUUUGACAACUUUUAUUUUAUUUUAGGUGCAUAAGUGAAGUUCCCUUACUUGAAAUCCUAUACUCGAUAUGUGUUUUAAGACAACUGUCAGAGCCUGCAUUUGUGUGCUUAUUUUUUAGACGAAGCUGUGUUAUUAUCAACGAAAAAAAAAAGGCAGAGAUUGUAUUUGUUUGAAGUUGCUGCUUAAAUACCCCAAAGCCUUAUUAGAAAUCAAUAGCAAUUAAGAAAAUCUCCAUCAAGCAUCAUUUGAAAAUACAAAAUGACUUGAGUGUCAUGUGGAACUCUAUUGAGCUUUUAAAUUUGGAGAGGAACAUAAUGAACUCAAUUUUGUUACUGAUACCAAAAUAUGUAUCGAACUGGCUAUGUUUGCUGUGAUUGUCUUUCCUGAUUGGUGGAAAUAGGGCAUCUUGGCUGGAAUCAUGGAAUUCUAUGAGUGAAACCCAACUAAUCUACUUGUCUUCAGCGAUGUAUAGAAAACAGAACUACUUGUUACAUGUUUGAAAUGUGGUGUUUGAGAAAGGAUACUUAUACCUUGUUUAUUUAAUUUUUGGUGUUCACAUACUAAAACAAAAAAAAAUAAAACAAUAAAUUAUUAUAAAUAACCCCUGCCAGGGGUAUUUGAAUUCCCUCUCAAGUGUUAGGACACUGUCGUACAACAUCUGGGUACAGUAAAACAGAUUUUGCAGAUACCGUAGUAGCGUGCAAUCAGUGUGGUUGUACAAAGAUUCAAGUCGAGCAUUGCAAAUUCCUAAUAGGGUUUUUAAUUUGAAAUCUUAAUUAGUAUUAUUUUUUCAAAUUAAAGUAGUUUUUUUAAAUCCAUAUCUAUUUCCAUCCUUUGCUCUACUAUUUACCAAGAGAUGUAUGUUUUGUAGAUUGGGUUAACAGUUCAAACCUUUAGUUAAUAGUCCCAGUGUGCCUCCCAGUUAAUAGCUGAGAGGCAAACUGGUUUAAGAAUGUAGCAGCCCCUCCACCACUACCCCUCAAUGUCACUCAGCCCUCCCAGCUCAGCUUAAAAACCAGCGACUUGGUGCUGAAUCUCAAAGCCCCCUUGUUGUUUAUGGGGCAAUCCUUUAAAAUCUGUUGAAAAAGAGUGUAGCACUGGCAGCUUGUCUCCUAGCAUGCAAACCCCCCAACACACACACACUCAAAGGUUGGGAUCUAUUGUAGUGUCCAUAGAAGCUAUGUACUCCAAACUAGUCGCUGUCCUGUACUAAUUUAUCGUUGGAAAGAAGAAGAAAACCUAUUUAUGACGCCCUCACUGUGUGGAUUCAGACUGUAUCGAUGUUACCUCCCGGUUUCCUUCUAUCUUAAUCCCUGCCUACGACACACUGGAUACCUGUAAAUACGUUUAGUUUGCUUCCGUUAUUACGUUUGUCAUUUUAUUCAGACUGUUUCCUCCAUAGUUUGAUUUUUAGAGUCUUCUCUUUCUUGCCUUCUGUCCGAUAAAAAAAAAAAAGUUUUCCUGAUUACCUGAUGUUGGGUUGUGAUAUUGCCUAGAAUGAUUGUUUACAAAUGUGUUCCAUUUAUCUCUGGAUAUUCUGUAAAUAUUGUAAUUCAUUGUCUUUUUUUAACUUGAUAAUAAAGUUAUAAUAGUCAAAUCUG
Molecule: messenger RNA, 10612 nt
Organism: Gadus morhua (Atlantic cod)
Lineage: Eukaryota; Metazoa; Chordata; Actinopteri; Gadiformes; Gadidae
Gene: znf462
Product: zinc finger protein 462
Exons: 13
Coding region: 167-7948 (2593 amino acids)
Biological process (GO): positive regulation of transcription by RNA polymerase II
Cellular component (GO): nucleus
Source: RefSeq, a predicted model, not a curated record